Messenger RNA from Lactuca virosa, 1930 nucleotides. Lineage: Eukaryota; Viridiplantae; Streptophyta; Magnoliopsida; Asterales; Asteraceae. The record is from the annotation of a GenBank genome assembly.
AUCGCAAAGGUUUAAAAAAUCCACGUGUUGUGUAUCCGAGUUAGUCAGACCCUUACUUCGUCUGUAGCUGUAUUUCGCCCUCUUCACACAAACCUUUGUUUACAUCGCACUCCUCCUCAACGGCGCCAUUGACUCUAUCACCAUAGACCUCCUCACAAAAUUCUCAUCUUUAUUCCAAUUUUGAUUCUCAAAGUUCUUAGAUUCUGUUUGAUCCUUUCAAGACGAUGCAAUUUUGUUGGAAUUGGAAGUAGAACAAAGAAAUUCAAACCCUAGGACGAUGAAGCCAUCUUCCGGAGCAAUCAAUGUAGCUGCCAGCGCACAGAAGAUAAAUGUCGAUAAUCGAAUUUCUCUCCGUUACUACUACCGGAUCGCCGAGAACAUUCUUCGCCAGGCUGCCAUAUUCCGAGAAGAGAAGAAUAUUAUCGAUCUAUAUAUUAUGCUCCUAAGGUUUUCAAGUUUGGCUACAGAAACAAUACCAUUCCAUAGAGAUUAUCGAGCAUCUGUUCAGAGAGACAAGCUUUAUCUGAAGAAGAAAAUAUUGAGUGUCAUAACUGAGCUGGAGGGGUUGAAGCCAGCUGUACGAGAAAAGCUUGAAGAGUUAUCCAGAAAACAUGCAUAUCAAUCAAAUGGAUGGAGUAAUCUUCCUCAAACGAAAUUGUUGGAGUCAUCAAAAUCUUUACCUUCUGUUAGGCAGCAAACUUCACUGAAUAGUUAUGCCAUCAAUAAGUACCAGGCACCACAGGUACAGGUUAAUAAUGUUAAUGGGGGGUAUGGCUAUCAAGAUACUCGGAUGCAGUUGUAUUCACCUGCUAAUACUCUGGAAGAGCAAACUAGGCAAUUUUCUCUAAAUAUUCCUCGUGCAAGGGAAGAAACUCUCUCUAGACAUUCUAUUUUGGGCCCGAAUGGACUUCGUGGGCAACGCCCAGCUCCUACCUUCAAUGUUGCGGUUCGUUAUCCAAGCAAUAUAGAUUUGUCACCAGUGGAAAUCCCAAGGGAGAAGAAGCUUCAUUUGUUGGAGAAUGGUGCUUCGGUUGAAAAAAUUAGCAGCAACUUAGAACAUGCAAAACCAAGUGUAGAAUCAACUAUUAUACCAAAAAACAACAAUCAGCCUCAUAUUAAUGAACUGGAUUCCUUGAUUUCUUUUGAUGAAAAACCAGAAACCCCCCCUAUUCAGAUGGACAUUAUAAGACAGCCCUCCCCACCUCCUGUUUUAGCUGAGGUCCAAGAUUUGAUUCCCACAGCAUCACCUCCGGUCACUGAUGCAGGGCCUGGUUCCUUAAAUUCUACUGAUGGUGUCGUUGUUUCUGAAUCCCCCCUCGAGUUACACAUUUCCACGAAAUUGAUGGACAAUUUCAUGAAGAUGGCAAAGUCAAAUACAGACAAAAACUUAGAGACAUGUGGUAUUCUUGCUGGUUCACUAAAAAACCGAAAAUUCUAUGUUACAGCACUCAUCAUUCCAAAGCAAGAAGCCACAACAGACUCGUGUCAGGCUACAAAUGAGGAGGAAAUAUUUGAAGUGCAGGACAAAAGAUCGUUAUUCCCCCUUGGAUGGAUACACACACAUCCAACACAAUCUUGUUUCAUGUCAUCAAUUGAUGUUCAUACACACUAUGCAUAUCAGAUUAUGUUGCCUGAGGCCAUCGCAAUUGUCAUGGCACCAAGAGAUAGUUCAAGAAAGCACGGCAUUUUCCGCUUGACAACACCUGGCGGUAUGGGAGUGAUUAGAAGUUGUCCGCAUCGAGGUUUCCAUGCACACGAUGCACCGUCAGAUGGCAGUCCGAUUUAUAAACAAUGUACAGAUGUUUAUAUCGACCCCAAGUUGAAGUUUGAUGUUAUUGAUUUGCGGUGAUGUUUGAUGGAUUUACACCAAAGGGUUUGAAAUAUUGUCAUUGUUUGGAUUAAUUAUUGAAAAAAAAUUAUGAUACCCAAG